AUGAUCAAAAUGAUGUUGAAUCCUGCGGUGAUCAUUGACAAUGGAUCUGGACUCUGCAAGUCUGGGAUAGUGGGUGACAGCAUCCCCACAUCAGUUAUACCAUCGGUUGUGGGCUGUUCUAAGUUGACAAAGGGAUCACGCAAUGCCAAUCUCAAAGACUAUUACGUUGGUAAGGCAGCACAAAGCAGAAGAGAUGUCUUGGCUUUGAAGUAUCCAAUUGAGCGUGGCAUAGUGACCUCUUGGGAGGAGAUGGAGAUGAUCUGGAGAUAUAUAUAUGGUUUCGAACUGCGUGUGAAGUCCAAAGAGAGGCCAAUUUUGUUGACUGCUGCCCCUCUGACUCCUUUCUCUAACAGAGAAAAGAUGGCCGAGAUAAUGUUCGAAGGCUUCUCAGUGCCAGCGAUGUUCGUUGCCAUUCCAGCCACAUUGGCCCUUUACGCAUCUGGCCGUACCCGAGGUAUAGUGCUAGAUAGUGGCUAUGGAAUAACGGAUGCUGUGCCCAUCUACGAAGGCUACUACCUUCCGGACGCUGUACAAAGGCUGAACCUUGCCGGGAGCGACAUCACCGAAAACCUUUGGAGGCUCAUGUUGGAGAACAGGCAUUCUUCCACUGAGAAAAUGGAGACAGAACUCGUCCAGGAAAUCAAGGAAAAACUCUGCUACAUCUCUCUCGACCCCAAGCAAGAGAGCAAGAAGCCGGCCGAUGAACUCCAACAUGAGUAUCAGAUGCCAGACGGGACUCAGAUUGUGGUCAAAAAUGAGCUGUUUGGUGCACCGGAAUUGCUUUUUGCCCCAGACAGUGUUGGAGUGAAGGAAGGUGGAAUCCACAAGCUGAUAUUAAGCAGCAUCGCAAGAUGUGAACAACGGUUGCACAAAGAAUUCCACAGUAACAUGCUGCUAUCUGGUGGUUCAACUCUCUUCUCAGGCAUGGAGGAUCGUUUACUCAAAGAAAUCAAGCUGCACACGCCGAGUGGGGUCCAAGUGAAGAUCAUCGCCCCACCGGAAAGGAACUAUUCUGUUUGGGUGGGCGCUUCAAUUUUAACAAGUUUGGCAUCCUUUAAACAUAUGUGGAUCACUCUCAGUGAUUAUAAUGACUUUGGGCCAUCUGUGGUAAACAAGAGGUGUCUUUAA
This is a messenger RNA of Chiloscyllium plagiosum (whitespotted bambooshark), 1128 nucleotides long. The record is from RefSeq and is a predicted model, not a curated record. Lineage: Eukaryota; Metazoa; Chordata; Chondrichthyes; Orectolobiformes; Hemiscylliidae.